AUGCUAACAUCUAAAGUAUUUGUGAAGAAAACAAAGAAAGGGGGUGUUUUGAAAGUUGUCAGAGAGCAUUAUCUGCGAGAUGACAUAACUUGUGGAUCUCAACACUGUACGAAAUGCGAUCACAAUAAAAAUCACACGACAUACGAUGAUCAAGAUGAUGGGGAUGACUUGAAAAAUCAACCUCUGGUUUUGUCUCCUAAAAGUGACAGUGAAUUAUGUCCUGAACCUCACUAUAUUAUUCCUGAUACCAAUGUAGUUUUGCAUCAGAUUGAUAUAUUAGAGGAUGAGUCUCUACAGAAUUUUAUUAUUCCACAAAUAGUUGUUGAUGAGGUGAAACAUAGAAGUUUGCCAGCUAAUAAAAGAUUAAAAGAUAUUUUAUCUAAUUGUAGUAAACAUUUUUACACUUUCUGCAAUGAAUACAACAAUGAAACGUACAUAGAAAGACAAGCAGGAGAAUCAUCUAAUGAUAGAAAUGAUAGAGCUAUAAGAAAAACAGCUAAAUGGUAUACUGAACAUCUAGCUGAAUACCAAGAUGAUAUUAAAAUAAUCUUACUCACUGAUGAUAAAGACAAUAGAACAAAGGCUAUAGAAGAGGGAAUUAAAGCAUUUACAGUCCAUGACUACAUUAAAAGUUUAAAGAAUGGAGGAAACUUGGUUGAUAGAUUAGCUUGGAAAUCUUCUGCUGGAAGUCAACAAGAAGGUAAAUACAUCUACCCCGAACACUUACCAACAUCAGAAGUUUUAAAAGGUGUAAAGAGUGGGAAGUAUUUACAAGGUAGUUUUAUGGCCAGUAGAGAGAAUUAUUUAGAAGCCAGUGUUAACGUAACAGAUUCAGAAAACUUUGUUUUAAUCCAAGGUCACCAGAAUUUGAAUCGUGCUGUUCAUAAUGAUAUUGUUGCCAUAGAGAUGCUACCUAAAGAAGAAUGGAGUUGUCCCAGCUCUCUAGUGUUAGAAGAUACAGUUAGUGCUGAAACUGAUGAUGUUCUAGAAGAUGAUUUGAAAUUAAAGAAUAAAGUUCCUGAACACCUCCGUCAACCAACAGGCCGGGUGAUUGGUAUUAUUAAAAGAAAUUGGAGGCAGUAUUGUGGUAUACUGAGACCAUCUCUACUGAAAAAGGGAACUAAACACAUCUUUAUACCAGCUGAAAGAAGAAUACCCCGAAUUAGAAUAGAGACAAGACAGGCUGAAGAUUUGGCCAAUCAAAGAAUCAUAGUAGCUAUAGAUAGCUGGCCUAGAUCCUCUAGAUAUCCACAGGGUCACUUUGUACGUAAAUUGGGAACGAUUGGAGAUAAAGCAGCUGAGAAUGAAGUAUUAUUAUUAGAACAUGAUGUACCUCAUCAAGUUUUCUCUGAAAAAGUUCUCAGUUUUCUACCCAAAAUGCCUUGGUCUAUAACAGAAGAGGAUAUGAAACGUCGUACUGAUUUAAGACAUAUAGUUGUAUGUAGUGUAGAUCCUCCAGGUUGUACUGAUAUUGAUGAUGCUCUACACUGUAGAAAACUGGAUAAUGGUAACUAUGAGGUUGGUGUUCAUAUAGCUGAUGUAUCACAUUUUAUAAGACCAGGUACAGCUUUAGAUGAUGAAGCUGCUAAUAGAGGAACUACAGUCUAUCUUACUGAUAAGAGGAUAGAUAUGGUACCAGAAUUACUCAGUUCCAAUCUGUGUUCUUUACGCUGUGAUGUUGAAAGACUGGCCUUUACUGUGAUAUGGGAAAUAAAAGAAGAUGCUACUAUAGUCAAUACAAAGUUUAUGAAAAGUGUCAUCAACUCAAAGGCAUCAUUAAUGUAUAGUGAAGCUCAAGCUAGAAUAGAUGAUAAAACAAUGAAUGAUGAACUAACUAUUAGUUUACGUGGGUUAAAUAGAUUAGCUAAAUUAUUAAAGAAAGGUAGAAUUGAGGCUGGUGCUCUGUGUUUAGCCUCAACUGAAGUACGUUUUCAAGUUGAUAGUGAAACAGCUGAUCCUAUUGAUGUGAAAACCAAACAAUUAUUAGAAACAAAUUCUAUGGUAGAAGAAUUCAUGUUGUUAGCCAAUAUAUCUGUAGCUAAAAAGAUAUUAGAAGAGUUUCCUAAUUGUGCUUUAUUACGACGCCAUCCUUCCCCACCACCAUCAAAUUUUGAACCAGUCAUUAAAGCAGCUUCAUCUAAGGGUUUCACUUUGGAUUGUUCAAGUAAUAAAAAACUAGCAGAGAGUUUAGAUAUAGCUGUGUUUGAAGAGAAUCAAUUUUUCAACACAAUGUUACGUAUCAUGACAACAAGGUGUAUGAUGCAAGCUGUAUAUUUCUGUAGUGGUAUGCUACCAGAAUCAGAAUUCGGCCAUUAUGGUUUAGCUGCUGAUAUUUACACCCAUUUUACAUCACCCAUUAGAAGAUAUUCUGAUAUAAUAGCUCACAGAUUACUAGCUGUUUGUAUUGGAGCUGAUGCUUCUUACCCUAAUUUACUGGAGAAGAAAAAAACACAGACACUGUGUAAUAAUCUCAACUAUCGUCAUAAAAUGGCUCAAUAUGCUGGUAGAGCUUCAGUUAAUCUUCAUACACAUUUAUUUUUUAAAUCACGAGUACAAGAUGAAGAUGGUUAUGUAUUAUUUGUAAGAAAGAAUGCUUUACAGGUUUUAAUACCAAAAUAUGGUUUAGAAGGAACAAUUUAUUUAAACAAUGACAAAAAAUCCAAAGUUCAAUUUAUUUAUAAUGAAGAGCAAGAUACUCAGACAGCUGGUAAUGUUGUAUUUCAUGUCUUUGAUCAUGUUGUAGUACAACUCAGCAUAGAUAGAUCUAAUGUUCAACAUCUUAAAUUAUCUAUACAGAUAGUACAACCAGAGGUAAUGAUAAUUGUGUGUAUUUCAAUCUGA
Messenger RNA from Lottia gigantea (owl limpet), 2841 nucleotides. RefSeq lists its product as hypothetical. The transcript has 22 exons. The record is from RefSeq and is a predicted model, not a curated record. Bases 1 to 2841 code for a protein of 946 amino acids. Gene Ontology annotation, biological process: rRNA catabolic process. Gene Ontology annotation, cellular component: cytoplasmic exosome (RNase complex); nuclear exosome (RNase complex). Lineage: Eukaryota; Metazoa; Mollusca; Gastropoda; Lottiidae. Gene Ontology annotation, molecular function: RNA binding; endonuclease activity; 3'-5'-RNA exonuclease activity.